Rubroshorea leprosula is the source of this 1395-nucleotide messenger RNA. The record is from the annotation of a GenBank genome assembly. NCBI's taxonomy places the organism in Eukaryota, Viridiplantae, Streptophyta, Magnoliopsida, Malvales, Dipterocarpaceae.
GACGACGACGACGACAACCGGAAUCCCCACAAUCCUAAACCUUGAACCCAUAAUUACCUUCCGUUUUCCGAUCACAUUAUCCAAUCGUUUCAUUUUUUACACUCAUCAGAUCAAUUUUUCAACGGUUCGAUUCCUCCCCCUGAUGUGAUCAUAUCAUCUGAGCACCGGCAGUCUCUUCAGUUUGCUCGUCGCCGGAUGCAGAUUUGGUUAGAAGCAAAUAGCUAUGAGAUGUGGGAUUGCAUUGCUAGAGGACCUUAUAAAGUAUUAGCUAGAGACCAGAAUAACAAACUUGUUCCUAAGGAUCCUACAUCAUAUGAUGAAGCUGAUAGAAAAAAAUUGCAGAUAAAUGCUCAAGCUAAAAAUGCAUUGUUUUGUGCUUUACAUCCUAGUGAAUAUGAUAGAAUUAGUGCAUGUGAUUCUGCUAAGGAAAUGUGGGAUAAAUUACAAGUGGCUCAUGAAGGAACUAAUGAAGUCAAGAAAUCAAAAAUUAACAUGUUGGUUCAAAAAUAUGAGUUGUUCAAAAUGAAAUCAGAUGAAGAAAUUAAAGACAUGUUUACUUGUUUUACCAAAAUCACUAAUGAAUUAAAGCUUUUUGAUAGGGUGCUUCCGGAGGAAGAUAAGGUCAGAAAAAUUCUUCGCUCCUUCCCAAAAUCCUGGAGUCCAAUCAAGACGACAAUAGAAGAAGCUCAUGAUUUAAGUGCCAUGACUGUUGAGAUGCUGCAAGGGAAGCUUCUUACACAGGAAAUGGCCAUGAAAAAUGGUGAAAGUGAUGAUGAUUCUCGGAAGAAGAAAUCUGUAGCUUUCAAAAGCUCCUCCAAAGAUGAAAGUGACAUUGAUGAAGAGGAUGAUGAAGAAUUUAUAGUGCUUGCUCAAAAGUUUAAGAGUUUCCUAAGGAAAGACAAGCUGAAGAAUCAAGGACAACAAAAGAAAAAUUACAAAAGCAGUAAAGGAAAGGGAGAAAGCAGUAAAAAGGAUGAAAUUAUCUGCUACAAAUGCAAGAAGGCUGGACAUGUUAAAUCUGAGUGUCCAAACAAUGAUAAAAAAAGUCUAAAAGCCAAAAAGAAAAAGAAGGCAAUGGUUGCCACAUGGAGCUGCAGUGAUGACUCAUCUUCUAGUAAAGAAGUAAGUGACAUGGAAGCUCAUAUUUGUCUCAUGGCAAAUGAUGACACAGAUGAGGCAAUAGAAAGAGGAACGGUGAUUUUUAGUGACAAUGCAAAAGGUCACAUCAAAGGUAUUGGCAAAGUAGGUAAGAAUUCUGGUUUAAUUAUAGAAAAUGUUUGACUUUGAUGCUAUCUUGGUGUUAUCUUUUGUCUACUGCAUUUUGCUAAUUUGUAUGUUUCUUUUUGCUAAUGACAAAAAGGGGAAGAGGAACUUAAAUGAAAAUUAUCUUUAUUA